AUGGAACCAUCGCUGCGGCGGGCUGCCUCGACAUUUUGCGGGCGCUGCUCUGCCUCUCUGAGAAGGCAAUUGGUGUCACAGAGAUCACCACAGCACAUCACAGCGGCCCCGAUCCGCCAUGUCCGAGCUCUUCACGGAACGGCCUCGUAUCAAACAAAGCGAUCGAACUCUCUGACUGGAAGCAGCGAAAAAGUAAGGGACUUCAGCUCCAAUGCGAAACUCGAGGCUGAAUCUGCGGCCGCUGCUGCCCCCGCCCCGCCCUCUUCUGAUCCGUCCUCGAGGUUGAGUCCCGACAACUUGUUUCAUUCAUUUACCAAUUCCCCGGUUCCCGAAUUCCGACGCCGAGCAGCCUUCAUGAGAGAACACGCAUUCUGCCCUCACCCAGAUCACCAGCUCACUAGGGUCCCUACAAUUGCCCCCAAGGCCGAGGACCAGCCCGAGACAGGCGGAUCCUCCGCUCCGUGUCAUGUGGACUUUGAAUGUCCCGACUGUGGGAUCCCUGUUUACUGUAGCAAGGAACAUUGGAUGGAUGAUUACGAGAACCAUCUCAAGGUUUGCGACACUCUGCGACAGAUCAACGAGGAUGAUCAUGAUCUUCGAUCAGGCCGUGUGUUCCACGAGGCAAACCUCCCUGAUAUCCAGAUGGAGCAUGCCAUGGUCAACAUGACGAAUUGGGAUACGUUCAUGUAUACCCGAGAGUUCGAUGCAGUUGAUACAGAUCGCUCAAUGAGGCAGAUUACCAGGCUUCUGACGUACCCAAUCACUGUUGGCAGUGUUCUUCAUGAACUCAGUCCUUAUAGUCUCAAGUCGGGCGGUCGUUUGACUGUUGAGGGCUUGAAGAGUUUUAGUGCUCUAAGAUACAAUCUCCAUCCGCAAAGGACCGGCGCUGGUUCCCGCGUUGAUCAGCUACGCCCAGAACCUCCAGCUGUUCGAAUCUUCGUACUUGGAGCUAGGGCCGAAUCUUCUUUACCACGUGCCACAUGGAUCCAGCUCUCUCAUCUAUUCCCUGAUGCACGGUUCCAUCUCAUCUUCAUUGGCCCCGAGAGCAUGGCGAACCGUGAUGAUGAGUUCCCCCUGCCUGCGCGCACACCCGAAAACCCCUGGGGCGCUGUUGUGGAGGACCGGGUCUGGUACAGGAUGAAGAUCAGUACCAUCGUGGACUAUUAUCACACAAUCCACAAGACGGGCUACUUUGCUCCCCACGAUCCAUACUUUGACUGUUUCGUGCUAUUCCACCCUGGCCUGGGUCAUCCUGCCAGCAGUCAUGAUUGGGAGGAAACUCUGCCAUUGCUGUUGGAGACCAAGGUUCCCAUUAUCAGCACUGGAUACACACAGUUCGACCUCGAGCGAGAUGUUGAAUGGGUUAAGAAGAAGUCAGGUGGCGAAUUUGACAUUCUUCUAGAACCUGGCCAGAACAGCUUCCGUAGUUUGCGAUGGGAUCUGAAUGAUCUCGACCCCCAGGAUGUCAGCAGCGGCAACUGGGGUGUUUGGGCAUUCCGUGGAAAGAGCCCCCGGCUGGGUCAUGAUUCCAACAGCGUUCCCUCUGGACGGCGCCGCUAUCCUGAUGUCAUGACGACAGUCGCAGCACAACCACUCGGCACCCCUGCCCCUCGUCUGAGACCGCCGACUUCAUCAGCCACCGACACCGAGUCCAAGGUGGCGGCAGCAGUGCGUCGAGCGCCGGCAUCAGAUCCGCUCUCUGCGCGGGCAACCUCAGCCCUGAUACGGCGGACGCUAUGCCCUCAGCAACUCGGUGACAAGGGCCGCGACACCCAGAAGCCCAUAGAGGAGCUGUUGCCCCCCCUUACGAGCCGGAAUGACGUUGACCUCGAGCUCUAUGCCUUCCUGGCGAUCAUCCUAAGGCAGUUUGUCCAGAGCUGGUACGGAAAGAUCACCUCGGACGAGAACUUUGUGGCGGAGAUUGUGCACAUCAUCGCACACCUCACUCGCGCGCUGGAGCAGCGGUCCAGAAAGGUGGACUGGGAGAGCUUGCUGCUGGAUCAAGUCCCGGAUUUACUAGACAAGCACAUCACAGCCUAUCGCGCUGCGCAUCGACCAGCUGCUCAGAGCCAUGUACAUGUUGAGCCCAGGCAGGUCUAUCAUGCGCUUAUUCCCCUACCUUCUCUAUCCCCUGUUCCUCUAAGCGACGAUGAGGCCACCGUGACGGAGCAAAAGGACAAUGAGUCGGCGUACCGACAGCUGCUAGUCCAGGCCGUGCUCGCGAUUCUCUUACCAACUGAGGAUCUCGAGAACCCGUGCCUUACCGCCAUCGUGGGGCAAAUCUUUUCAGAACUCAUCAUUGGCAAUCUGGUAGCCAACAGAGUAGCGCAACCAUGGCUGAUAUGGGAAGGUCUCUGCAUCUUGGCCAACUUGCAGCGGCGCAAGAGGGCAGAAGCCGCGGAAAGACUGGCUGCUAGCACUGGCGGGCUGCCCCGCAAGUGGAACGUUCACGGGUUCUUCUUAUCCCUCAUCAACCUCGUAAUCGUCUUCAUCACCUCGAUCCGCCUGGUUGCGUCGGCUGUGGUGGCCUCAUCCUCAUUGCCGCCUCGGUUGGUGCUUGACGGUGACGAGAACGAACCAACCACAUCCGCCAAGCAGGUUGAUGAGGCCGCGCCUCACGAUGAUCCGAAAGCGCCGAUUCUUAGCUUCAGCAUUUGGUCAUGCGCCGGUAAUCUGAUCGAGCUCCCCUCGAGGAUGCCCUGGCUUAGCGGAAUGCUAUCCCUUGUUCUGCAUGGAUGUCUCAAGGGUCCAGGCCGCAUUGGCAGGCUCAACGGUACAGUUGAUAGAUUCCUAUCCCAUUACAUCCAGUCCCUCAUUUCCUCGUCGCACCUCCCACACCUCCUUCGGACCGUCCGAGGCGUGCUUUUCCCAAACAACGCCCCCGGGAAGUCCUCGUUGGUACCUCCUUCGUCGGAUGAGGAGCUGCUAGCCCUACGUAGGCGAGCGGCUAGCGCGUUGUGGAGUCUGGUCCCUAGUACUGCCGGCAGACUGUACCUCGGAGGUCGCCUGCUGCACCGUGGCGGUGGCGAUAUCGACAUGGAGCGCCAGGACGAGGACAGGAUGGUCGACCAAGUGGAGUCCCUGCUGAUGGUCUUCUCCGACGAGUACUGCAACAAGCACCUGGUGUACGGCGUGCUGGAGCUCGUCCUCGUGAAGCUAAUGCCGGAGCUCAUCGACAAGGGCGUCGAGGAGCUGUGGGAGGAGAGGCUAGGCGAGCGGUGA
Clonostachys byssicola is the source of this 3222-nucleotide messenger RNA. The record is from the annotation of a GenBank genome assembly. Lineage: Eukaryota; Fungi; Ascomycota; Sordariomycetes; Hypocreales; Bionectriaceae.